Molecule: messenger RNA, 1404 nt
Organism: Scheffersomyces amazonensis
Lineage: Eukaryota; Fungi; Ascomycota; Pichiomycetes; Serinales; Debaryomycetaceae
Gene: RAD14
Product: Rad14p
Exons: 2
Coding region: 78-1322 (414 amino acids)
Biological process (GO): nucleotide-excision repair, DNA damage recognition; base-excision repair; nucleotide-excision repair involved in interstrand cross-link repair
Cellular component (GO): nucleotide-excision repair factor 1 complex
Molecular function (GO): damaged DNA binding
Source: RefSeq, a predicted model, not a curated record
CUUAAAUAGUUAUAAAGAUGACUUUGAUGAUUAGUAAACUUCUUAUAUACUCUGCACAACUUAAUAUAUAAUGGAUUAUGGCAUUCUCUAGAGGUUCGUUAACAGAAGAGCAACGAGCUCGAAUAGAAGCAAACAGGAAGCGUGCAUUAGAGAGACUAAAAGCACGUCAGGGAGGUGGAACUUCUUCCAAUACUGAUUCAACAAAUCAUACUUCAUCCAUAAAUACAAAUGCUUUAGGUAGUUCAUCUAACAAUGGAAAAUCAACUAUAAAUUCAACUUCUAAUGGUGAUGGAUCUUCAUCUUUAGCUGUUCAAAGAGCAUCAACCAUGUCCCAACUACGAGAUUCAAAUACACCUAUUGUGGCUAAAUUUGUAGAUCCAACUAGAAAAGAAUUAACUAUUGAACAGAAAAGAAUUAUUGAAGCAAAUCGUGAGAAAGCAUUACAAAUACGAAAAAGGUUAGCAGAAGGAAAUAGAGAUGGUACAAUAAAUAAUUCAGGAGGAGAUGGUAUACGACUAGGAAGUAGUAAUAAUCAAGAAGAUUUUAAAGUUACUAAGAAAAGUUAUAAAUAUGAACCACCUCCAAUUCGAAAGAAAGAUUAUAUUGAAUAUGAUUUUUCAACUAUGAAAGAUAGUCGAGGAGGAUUUUUACCAGAUCAAGAUGAAAGUAAUUUAACGGAAGCUCAACAAAAGGAAGCAAUGGCACUUGAAGAAUGGAAAGAAAAACAAAAGAGACUUCAAGAAAUAAGAGAUUUACCUCCACCAUUAAAUAUAGAAGAUGCACCAAAAUGUUUUGAAUGUGGAUCAAUUGAAAUUGAUCCAAAUUUAUUUACAAAUUUUAAAGUUAGAGCUUGUAGAAAAUGUAUGAAAGAAAAGCCAGAAAAAUAUUCAUUACUUACAAAGACAGAAUGUCGAGAAGAUUAUUUAUUAACUGAUCCAGAAUUACGAGAUGUUAAUUUAUUACCAAGAAUUGAAAAGCCAAAUCCUCAUGGUUAUAGUAGAAUGCAAUUAUAUCUUCGAUUUCAAGUUGAAGAAUUUGCAUGGAAAAAAUGGGGAUCAGCUGAAGGAUUAGAUAAAGAAUGGGAAAGACGAGAAACUAACCGAUUAAAAAGACGAGAUAAAAAAUAUCAAGAUCAAUUAAAGGAAAUGAGAAAGAGAACUAGAGCUGAAGAAUAUACUAGAAAAUUAAGAAAUGGGCAUGAACUUGGGGAAAGACAUAUACAUGAUUGGUCUGCACCAUUAUCAAUAUCGGGACCACAUGAAAAUAUGAUUAAACGACGUUGUAUAGGAUGUGGAAUGGAAACUGAAGAAAUUAUAAUUUAAUAAACGUAAUAAAAUAUAUAAAAUAUAUAAAAAUAUAUAAAAUAUAUAAAUAUACUUUCCUAAUUAGUAUUAUGUAUGUCCC